AUGCAAGGUGGAGAAUACGAUAAGACCCGUUGGUUCGAUCUAAUCAAGCAUGGAAGAGUCGAAGAUGUAGCUUCAGAAUUAGAGCGCUUCCCAAAAAAUUUUCUCCUGGCGUUAACUGAUAAUUCUCAAUCUCGUCACACAUGUCUUUUCCAUGCUAUCCAAUCAGAAAAUGCUGAGCGCGGGAAUCAAUUAGUUGAGCUUUUAUUAAGAGAAGGCGCGGACUGCAAUUACAAAGUGUCCUAGGAUUUUUUUAAAAAUUAUUUAUUUUUUUAUUAAAUCGGUCCUUUUGCCAAUAAUACCUUUUAUAAAUUAAUUUUUAAAUAAGCCUUACAAAGACAUGCUCCAACAAACAGCUUUAUUUUAUGCAUCUCGUUAUGGCCGAGAUCGACAAGUAGAAAUGCUCCUAAACGCAGGCUCAGAUCCAAACCAGAGAGACGCUUAUGGACAAACUGCUCUUUAUUAUGCAUCUCGUGAAGGCCACUGCUCCACAAUAAAUAUUUUGAUCUCAAGAGGCUCAGAAGUAAACUCAGUCGACAACCAAGGCCAAACUGCAAUUUUUUAUUCAAGCCGCGAAGGAAAAUUCGAAGCAUCUCGAACACUUGCAGAAAAUGGGGCAAAUGUAAAUUAUACCUAAAAAAUUAUUAUAAUUAUUCCCUCAAUUUUUCUUUUAUUAAUUAUUAUAAAAUCAUAGAAAAAAGGCAUAUUUAGAUAAAACAAAAAAUACUCCUUUGACCUGGGCACGAAGAUCAAAUAACCAGCAGCUCGUAGAAUAUUUGAUAUCUAAAGGGGCAAUAGAUAGGUCAUCAAAGGCAAAAAAAGAGGAUGGAGGGAAAAAGAAAGAAGAAAAAAGGAAAAGCGAAAAGAAAUUAAAAUGCCAAUUGAUGAUUGUGAAUGAUAAAGGAGAAGAAAGACCAGCUACACAAGAAGAAUUGGCUGAGUUUGAAAAUAAUUUUCCUGAUAUAGCGAAAUAUUGGAAAAACCCAGAAACUUUGAAGGAUUUGGAAACGAUGGACCCAGACAUUGUUGAUAAAUUGAAACCAUGGGAAAAGCCAGGGAAAAAACUCAUAAAUGUAUUGUGGAGGACUAAUCACUCAUGGAUUUUUCAUGAACCUGUAGACCCAAUGAAGCUGAAUUUGCCUGAUUAUUUUGAUGUGGUGAAAAAUCCGAUGGAUUUUGGGACUAUUAAGAAAAAACUGAAUAACAAUGUACAGUAAAUAGGCCAAAUAGCACAAAAAAUAAUAAUAAUAAAUUUUAAAAAAUAAAAUAAUAUUUUUUUUAUGUAUAUAUACAUCAGGCGAAGAGUUUAUUAAAGACCUCGAAUUAGUCUUCUAUAACUGCAGGCUUUUUAAUCCUCCAGAGUCUGAUGUGAUUAAGAUGUGUAAUCAAGUUCAAAGCGUAUAUCAAACCCAGCUGCAACAGUUAGGACUUGAGAAAUACAAACAGCAAUAA
Messenger RNA from Blepharisma stoltei, 1449 nucleotides. The record is from the annotation of a GenBank genome assembly. NCBI's taxonomy places the organism in Eukaryota, Ciliophora, Heterotrichea, Heterotrichida, Blepharismidae.